This is a messenger RNA of Rasamsonia emersonii CBS 393.64, 333 nucleotides long. RefSeq lists its product as uncharacterized. The transcript has a single exon. NCBI's taxonomy places the organism in Eukaryota, Fungi, Ascomycota, Eurotiomycetes, Eurotiales, Trichocomaceae. The annotation marks the transcript as partial. The record is from RefSeq and is a predicted model, not a curated record.
GUUAUAGAUCACGUUAACUACAGAUUUGAUUACAUAAUCAUGACUUCCCGACUAGGCAUAGCGCAGGGUUAUCGCGAUAACCUUAAUGAGAUUCGCGCGGGGAUCUACUUUUCAUCCCACCGCGAAGGCCGCAAACUUUUAUUUAUGGUCAGGACGAAGUCGACUCCGAGCUCAAGCCAUGGAAGACAUCGAAUCAAGAUGCGCGUCCCUUCGCGCCCAGAUUGCUGCUACAGAAGCGCAACUCGCAGCGCUGAAGAAGGAGCUCGAGGCUGCAGAGAAAACGGCUGCCGCCGCGGCGAAGACGAAUGGUGUUACAAGUGCACGUCCGCUUGA